Calliphora vicina (urban bluebottle blowfly) is the source of this 2134-nucleotide messenger RNA. It is a transcript of the gene dock, whose product is annotated as SH2/SH3 adaptor protein dock. The coding region runs from base 186 to 1805 and encodes 539 amino acids. The record is from RefSeq and is a predicted model, not a curated record. Gene Ontology annotation, molecular function: signaling adaptor activity; receptor tyrosine kinase binding. Gene Ontology annotation, biological process: signal transduction; cell migration. Lineage: Eukaryota; Metazoa; Arthropoda; Insecta; Diptera; Calliphoridae. The transcript has 5 exons.
CUCACAAAAUAAGGAAAUUAUUAGAGAACAAUAAAGAGAUUAAGAGAAACAUUUUGAGAGGAAAAGAAGACUGCGGAAUAACUCUCUCUCACACACAAACCAGACAUUCCAUCAUUUCCCCGUCCUCGAUUAAGUGUUUUUUUUUACAGUUCUCCUCUAAAUAAAUUUUAGAGGAGUUUCUUGGAAUGUUGGAAUAUCCUCAACGAUUUGCGCGUAAUAUCCCCGAACCCUCAACAACAACACAAAACAAUACACAUCACAGUCAUCAUUUACAUCAUCAACAACCACAGCCACUGCCACAUCAAAACUAUCAACAACAACAGCAACAUAUAGUUGUGGGCUCACAUUAUCAUCCACAUUCACAACAACAGGGUUCAUAUCCAACAACACCAGCUUCGCCGGCUCAUCAACCGCGUUAUCCACAGCCACCACAGCAUCAGCGUAACUUAUCGACGGCAUCUUCCUGCAGUGCUCAACAUAAAAGUGUCACCUUUAGUCAAGUAACAACUUCUAAUAGUGGCGAUUAUAGUGCUGGCAGUAGUAGCGGUAAUUCUAGUUGUGGUGGUCAACAAUCAAUGGCGGGCAAUAUGAAGCACGGAAAAUCACAAGAAGAUGUUUGCUACGUAGUAGCCAAAUACGAUUAUGCUGCUCAGGGAGCCCAAGAAUUGGAUUUACGAAAAAAUGAACGUUAUUUACUAUUAGAUGAUUCCAAACAUUGGUGGCGUGUACAAAAUAAUCGCAAUCAAUCGGGUUAUGUGCCCAGUAAUUAUGUAAAAAAGGAAAAACCAUCAUUAUUUGAUAGCAUAAAAAAAAAAGUGAAAAAAGGUUCAGGUUCGAAAACAUUACCCAAUUGUUCUCCAUCAAGACAAAUCGAAAGUCCAACAAUGUCGCGAAGACUGCCCCCAGAUCCAUCAGAGGCUAUUGGUUCAGCUAUUGUUAAGUAUAAUUAUCAAGCACAACAACCGGAUGAGCUGUCACUAACCAAGGGUACACGUAUACUUAUAUUGGAGAAAUCCAAUGAUGGUUGGUGGCGGGGACAAAGUGGUAAUGCCGUGGGCUGGUUUCCAAGCAACUACACAACUGAAGAUUGUGAUAAUGAUGGUGAGAUACAUACAUACGCAAUGGCUGAAAAUGUAUUAGAUAUAGUGGUGGCUUUAUAUAGCUUCAAUUCAAAUAAUGAUCAAGAAUUAUCAUUUGAAAAAGGCGAUCGUUUAGAAAUUGUUGAUCGUCCUGCCUCAGAUCCCGAUUGGUAUAAAGCUCGAAAUAAUCAGGGUCAAGUCGGUUUAGUUCCACGCAAUUAUUUACAAGAGUUAAAUGAUUAUUUGGCCACACCCUAUCGCAAUAAUGGUGGGGCAGCGGGCAAUGGUAAUGCUGGCAAUGGUGGCGGCAGCAUUGGCGGUGGUGCAAAUGCUAAUGGUGACUCAAUCGAUCGUCGAGCUGAUGGUAUGCCACAAAAUUCACCACCACCCAUGGAAAGGCCAAAUUUGGCUGGCAAAUCAUGGUAUUAUGGAGCUAUAACACGCAGUCAAUGUGAUACGGUCUUAAACCAACACGGUCAUGAUGGUGAUUUUCUAAUACGUGACAGUGAAACUAAUAUGGGCGACUACUCAGUUUCUCUAAAGGCUCCGGGACGUAAUAAGCAUUUCCGUGUUCAUGUGGAAAACAGCAUGUACUGCAUAGGCCAGCGUAAGUUUCAUACUUUAGAUCAACUUGUAGAUCAUUACCAAAGAGCGCCCAUAUAUACAAAUAAACAGGGUGAGAAAUUAUAUUUAGUGCGACCGUUACCAAAAGCCAAUGGUACGUAAAUUAUUUAAUACAAAUGAAGAACAAAACCUCAAUUACCCACAUUAACAUCAAAGGUUUACUGUCGUUAAACAAAAAACAUGAAAAACUGAAAGAAUGAACUUUUUUCCAAAAAACUAAACCUUAAAUAAAAAAAAGAAUGAAAGAAAGAUAUACAUAUUCAUUACAUACACGGAGAUACCAUUUACCAAUUACGCUAAAUAUGUUGUCACAAUAUCACCUUUAAACAAAAUAAAACAAAAAUUGUAGUUUUUCAAAACAUACAUACAACCAUACAAACAAUUUCAUAUUUAUAUAUACAUACAUUACAUACAUUAAAAAAAACAUAAAA